This is a messenger RNA of Paramuricea clavata, 1063 nucleotides long. NCBI's taxonomy places the organism in Eukaryota, Metazoa, Cnidaria, Anthozoa, Malacalcyonacea, Plexauridae. The record is from the annotation of a GenBank genome assembly.
AUGCCUGGGUCGAAUUGUGCGUUUUACGGUUGUUACACUAGUAGGAAAAGCAAAAUUUCGCGUUUCAAGAUCCCUGUAGUGUGCGCAGCCGAUAGUGACCACACAAAAGCUUUCAAGACAAAGGCUCGUCAAGAAUGGAUCGCAUUAAUCCUAAGGACCAGAGAAAUGACGCCCGAACUCAAACAACAAAUCGAUGCCAACAACAUUCACUUCUGCGAGCUCCAUUUCAAACCAGAAUGCUUUAAUAUUCGUAAGUAUCAUCAUUAUAAAUUCACGUUCAUGCGGUAUUUGAAUUUUUAAUAAAUUAACAUAUGUGUUAAUAGUUUAAAGAUAAAGAGCAGAGCCCAGCAAAUAACUUUAAAAAACCAAACAUAAUAAAAGUAAAAUUUUAAUUAGCUAACAUUUCGUUGUUUACAAUACAACAUUUUCAGAGCAAUCUAAAUACGUUAAUAGCAUAACAUGUCAAUGCCGUGUCCUAGGACCCCUGCAGCUAUAAGCCUACUAAGAAGUAUCAGAUCAUAUAUUGUCGUGUUAAAGACGUAUAUUACGGUUCAGUUUUUUUUUAUUUGCUUGUAUAAUGUUCAUUUUAGACCCUAAAAGGAAGACUUUAAUUUCUGGAAGUGUUCCUAGUGAAAAUCUACAAACUAGUAGCCACUCACCGGAAGAAACUCCUAGCAAAGUUGUAAAAGCACCAAGCUUGGAAAGUGUUAUUCAGCAGGUGCAAGAUAGCAUUCCUCCCUGGAAAUUAGAUAAUUCUCCUGACAAUGGUGUUAAACUAGAACUCUAUGAUGAUCUACAUAGCCUGCCUAAAUAUACUGUGCUAAUUCAUUCCUCUCUGGAGUUCACCGUUGCCGUAUAUAAUUGGCCGAUCAAAGAGGAUCAUCCUAUUUAUAAGGAACUAAAACGUUCAGUAAUGUAUCAUUCCAUGUGUGAACUGGUAAAUAUUAUUGAAGAGUCCUCAUUGUGUCAGGGUUUACCAGAGAUCUGUUGUAGAUCCUACUUCAAAAGUAACAACAUCUGGUACUGUUUCAUGCCACUCUAUUCCCAAAUCCAUAACAUCUGA